AUGGUGGAAAUCACAGAACUAGACCAGAAAACCGACCAGCUCAUUAGCGAAUGGGAGAAAAGACGGUAUGUGCCCAAAGAAGGGGAGCCGGACUUGCCACCACAGCUUGCAGAGCUUGCCAACAAGCCCACCGAAGAAGUUAUGGCCGACCUAAACAGACUGCCUUUGUUCAUGACAGAACUCGAUGAGUCUGACGGUGCGGGUGGUGAAAACUUACACGUUGAGGCCCUAAAGGCUCUUGCGUACGAAGGAGAGCCCGACGAGAUUGCUACGAAUUUUAAGAACCAGGGCAACGACUGUUACAAGGCCAAGCAGUACAAGAAUGCCGUGGAAUAUUACACAAAGGGACUCGAAGUCGGUUGCAACAUGGAGGAGAUCAACGCAGCACUGUACCUCAACAGAGCAGCCUGCAAUUUAGAGCUGAAGAACUACCGCAGAUGUAUCAACGAUGCCAAAGAGUGUCUCAAGAUCCAGCCUAAGAACGUCAAAGCUCUGUUUCGUGCUGCCAAAGCUUUUCUUGCUAUCGAGAAGUACGACGAGGCCGAGCAAAUUCUCCAAUACGCCUCCUCUCUGGACAACACCUCCCCUGCUUUCAAGUCGCUAAACAAGCAGCUUGAAGACAGACGAAGACUGCUCCGCGAGUUGGAGGAGAAGAAACGUCGGGAGGAGGAGGCGGAAGAGCGCAAGAAAAACAAUCUCAAACAAGCCAUCGUCCUGCGAAGUUACCUGAGCGUUUUGAGUGCGGAGCCCGCAGAGCUUCCCGCAGGAACGCAGAUCCAUCUGGAGGACCCGGAGGACAUAGAGACACAGCUGAUUAUUCCAACAAUGGUUCUAUAUCCGACUACAGACGAGUUUGACUUUGUCAACGAGGUGAGCGAGCUUUCUACGCCUGGAGAGCUGAUAGAGUUGGUAAUGGACCGUCCUGACUCCUACUUUGAGGAUCCGAAGCAUAAAAAUUUCAGACAGAUGGAAGCAUAUAUGGAGACAGAAAGCGGCGGUCUGAUCAAGGCCGGGAAGAAGGUGACGUUCAAUGCGAUCCUCUCUGCGGCAACUCCGCGUGUGCCGUUGUUCGACAACGUGAUGCGGAUCUACUUUGUGCCGAGAGCGGACUCCAAAGCGUGGAUCUCAAAAUGGAGCAAGGAGGCAGCUCUGAAAAAAAGACGAUAA
Ogataea angusta is the source of this 1167-nucleotide messenger RNA. RefSeq lists its product as uncharacterized. The record is from RefSeq and is a predicted model, not a curated record. NCBI's taxonomy places the organism in Eukaryota, Fungi, Ascomycota, Pichiomycetes, Pichiales, Pichiaceae. The transcript has a single exon. Bases 1 to 1167 code for a protein of 388 amino acids. Gene Ontology annotation, molecular function: Hsp90 protein binding. Gene Ontology annotation, biological process: protein folding.